Molecule: messenger RNA, 3284 nt
Organism: Ectocarpus sp. CCAP 1310/34
Lineage: Eukaryota; Phaeophyceae; Ectocarpales; Ectocarpaceae
Source: the annotation of a GenBank genome assembly
UUUGGGUUUCCCCGCUGACUCAAAAAAGACCAGUUCAGCGAUUUUCACCAGUCCGGCCCCAAAAAACACCAGUUCGGCUAUUGCGCCGCUCUGAACAGGUGAAAAUGAGCUGGUGUUUUUUUUUUUCAGAGCUGGUAAAAAAGUCCAUCUGUAAUUCACCUGUUUAGUUUUUGCGUGUUCGGGAGGCGAAGCGGUACAUAGCGAGAUCGAGUCGUUCCUACAGCAGUUGCGCGCAACACCCAGUGGCGAGGCAGCUGGGAGUCUUGUGCAUCAGUGGGUGUGGACGUGUCAUUCGGUGGGUUCCGCUGGGAGAGUGAUUUCUUCUUUAGAAGUGGUGUUUUUUGCACCUGGAAGUCGUCACGUCCUCUUGCUUGAACCGAGAUCAAAGCGCGUAUCACAAGGAGUGCCUUGGUUGUGAGUACAGAGUACUCGUGCUUGCGGCAGCGCAGGAACCCUGCGCCGCGCCGCGUACGCGUCUAGAGCGAGGCGGGCGCUGUGUUUUGCUGAUUCAGCUUUCGCGGGCGCGCCAAGUGUGGCGGUCACGGAGUUCUUUCUGGUUGCAUGGGCGACAACAGCGACGGCGUGUUAGACUUGACUCACCUGAGCACGGAUAACAACUCGACUCUCUUGUACGAGACGGACUCGAACCCGGACAUGUUCAGUGUCCACACCACCCCGGGGAAGCCGAGGGUGCGUCAGCCGCAGCGUUCGUCGCCUCGAAUCCGCGACCGCCGGGGUACGAAGGUAGAUGUUGCGAGCUUAUCGCCUACCUCGUCACCUGCGAGUGGUCUCAACUCCCCGCAGACCGGGGGGGUCGCGUCAUCAGCUAGCCGCAGGACGUCUCCGCGCACCCCGAAGCGAACGAGUGCACCCGAGGACGAGGGGUACGAGACGAAGUACGUUAAGCCUGUUCCCCAGCGUUUCAGCCGUGCUGCCGGCGGGAAGGACGGCGGCGGCGGCGGCGGUUCUUUUGGGUCACCGCUUCUCGUCAGCUCAAGCCAAGGCAGCGGCGACAAUGAUGAGGCGGAGGGAGAGUCCUCGCCGGGCACCGGGGGUAGUAGUGAGGGCGGAGGCGGCAAGGGGAAGGAGCCGGAGAGGAGAAAUGCUGGGCCUGAGGUUAAAAAAUCUGGCAAAGAGACAGGCCCGCGGUGGUGGACUCAGCAGGGAGAGAGGGAGCUUCUGUGGCGGCUCAUACCGAAGCACUUAGCGUCCAAGCACUCGGCCAAGAAGGCUAAGGAUGAGGAGUGGUGGAAAUGCGCACAGGCCCUCUCGAAGAAGGUCGAGAUGACAAAUACGGGUCAAGGAAGUGCAAAAGGACGGCAACCUGGAACUCGUCACGAAGGUCACAGUCGACAUGGGGAGGAAGAUGGAGACAGUGGACUGUCGCGGGAGGUCAUCGUGGAAAAGCUGCGUAGCAUCUUCAGCGCUCACCGAACGGCAUGGAACAAGAGGCAGGAGAAGAAGAAGAGUCUCACCGGCGAGGGUGACGAUGGCGAUGACGAGGGAACGGAGGCCGAAGCGCUGGAGCAGGCGAGCAUAGCCUGGGAGGCUGGACUGGUGGAGAAGGCCUCCAAGGACAAGACGAAGAAGGAGCAUACGGCGGCGGCUAAUCGUGCUCGCGACAAGGCCAAGGAACACCAUGCCCGUUCGAUGCAGAGCACGUCUGGAGCGGGCGCUUCGGCGAAAUCCACGAACGGGAAGGGCAAGGCCAAGGAGAAGGGACGUGGACCGGUCCGCGACCAGGAUCAGGUGACAACGAAGCGAGCGCGGUCUAGUACGGAGCCCCCGGCUUUGACGUUGGACCUAAACGAUGGCGCCGGGGGCUCCGACGGGUCCGAUUCAUGCUCGUCCCGUCAGGGCAGGCGGAGGAGAUCUGCGGUCAGCGUCGACGACUCUUCCGAUGACGAUGAAGAAACGAACGUGAUGGACCAAGCGGUGCUAGAUCUGGCAUGCGGAAGGGGUGGGAGGUCCACCCGUGACAGGAAAGGAGGUGGGAAACGCAGGCGUAAAGUUCAGCCCCUCUCCAGCGGGAUGGGCGGAGACCCCGUGUUGAACCAGAUCAUGGACUUGCUGCACUCGAAGGCAAGGGCCGGAUCGGGGGGGCACGGCGAGGGACCUCCUCCAAUGACGGAGGGCAGGGUCUGCGCCAUCGUGGAUGAACGGGUCGCAGCGGCAGUCGCCGCAGGUAUGAGGCAAUACGAGGCAGAGAGGCAGCAGCAGCACCAACAGCAAUGGCAGCAGCGCCAGCCGCAGCCGCAGCCGAGCCCGUUCUACGCCCCGACCGGCGCUUUCCCACCCGCCCAUUGGGCUGCGUCAGGCGUUGCUCCUGCCGGCAUGCCAGGGCCCUCCGUCGGCGUUCACAGCACGAUGUGGCCAGGUACGGCAGGGGGCGGGGGCGCGGCGGUGGGUAUGGCGCAGGGUGGGGUUGGGAUGAGCGCAGCUGGAGGGGCCUCGCACGGACAUAGCUUCGCGGCGCCGAGGGAGGGAAAGACAGGGAUCUCAGAGGCGCAAGAGGUCCGCGGGGGUGCGAGCAGCUCUCUCCCGGGUGUCAGCGGGGCAGAUCCCCCACCAUCGGCGCCGUCGACCAGGCCACCUAACUGUCAAUGCGGUCAAGCGGCUCGACGAGUAGGACCCGUCAAAGCGGACGGUGCCGCGAACGGGACCAUAUCCUGGAUGUGUGCCAAGGCGGACAGGAACCAACAGUGCAACUUCUUCGAGCUCAUCAGCCGACCGGGAGGGGGAAGCACUUCCACCGGCCGCAACAACAGCGGCAUGGGGGACGGCGGCACGCUUUCGCGGGGAGGCACAGACGGGAGGUCGGUGGGUGGGUAUGCCGCUCCCACUGAGUCAUCCCGCCGCCGCGCGGCCGACGUGUUUCAGGUUCGGCCUGGGCGCUCAAGGGGGGAAAGUGAGAAGUGAUGUUAACCCCGGGCCGUACCAAUUUCAAAGAUGUCGACCUUCCACUCUCUUUGGUAAUACCGGGCGGUGAUGCGGGACGACAACCACCGGGCGGUGAUUUGGUUGCUUUUGGUCCGCCUCGUUCACUUUUUUUCUGUUCAUUGGAGGUUAGUGCGUGUGACCUCUCUCCAUGUCGGCGUGUGGGUGUUGAUGGCGUCGACUGGUUGAAGAUAUGGGUUCCGACACGUUUAGCCGGUGGCGUUCAACGAACGGAGAGUCCAAGAAGGUAGCCGCGUGUCUUGGGUUCUCAUACCAUCUUAACGAGUUGUGUUCGUGUUGUUUGCUGUUCACGUACUUGGUGAACGGUUGUCCACCUGUUCCGGGGG